AUGUCGGAUGCCAGAGACAGCUUUUCUGACCUGGAGAAGCAUCGCCUACGGCUGGAAGAAACCGUCAACAGCCUGCGGAAAGCUCUGCAGCACUGGCAGACCUGGGAUGCCGAGUAUGAGGCUCUCAAGGAGGAGGUCGAGGCCGUGAGCGCACCCGAAGAGCUGCACCGCGUCCAUGCCGACUUUGACGGCGAGCUGCUGAAAGGCAAAGAGCUCGACGACGUUUUCGGCAAGCCGGGCCUCAAGACCAGGGAGCAGAUCAUCAACGUUCUGGACCGCCGCAUUGAUUACGUCUCAAAGAACAUCGAGACGCUGCGGAAACAGCUGGAAACAGCCGAGAACAAGUAUGCUGCUGCGACGGUCAUCAGCCAGCCUGAUGCCGCUGAUGAAGAUGGCCAACCCAUCAUGGACAUUGUCGAGGAACUGGACGACGAUGACAACGUCAUCUCGUUUCGGGUGAACAGGCCCGGCGAGUCUCUGGGCAAAGUCGAAGCUCUUCUCAACAAGGCCGGUGUCACAGACGAUGCGGAGCCUCAGCCCGAGAAAGAGGAUGCGGCCUCAAGUAGCAUUGUAGACCAGCAAGAACCUCCAAAAGCAAAGGAUCAGCCUGCUGCACCUGUUGUGGCAUCACCUAAACCGCCUUCUCCCAAGCCUGCGUAUGAGGCGAAGAAGACGGUCUCCUUCUCAGACGACACGAAACCUGCCGAGGAGCCUGAACCUGAGAUAUCAUGGAGGGCGAAGCGUGUCAAGGAGAUUAUGGGCACCGCCAAAGAGCAAGAGGAUAUCAGCAUGCGAGCUGCUGUUAUACCCAAGGACGAGUCACCGGAAGAUGCAGCCCUGCGGCAACAAAUGCUGCGGUACGGCAUGAGCGAAGUGGGAGCCGUUGUUGCCGAGCUCGAGCUCGAGGAAGGCGACUCAGAUGAGAUUUCCGAGCUUGACGACGACUUUGACGACGACUAUGAUGAUUACGAUGACGAAGAAGACGAGGAAGACCAAUACGGACGCUAUCAGGGGAGCGUUGUCACAGACGAGUAUCGUCGACGGAUGCUUCAGCUAGAGAAGAAGCUUGGGAUCAAAUCACACUCCUCAAAGAAAGCGAAACCCAAUUCUGACGAGGACGGCUCAGACGACGAUGAUAACGACGAAGGAAUCGGCCGCAUCGUCGUCAAUCGAGAGGCACACGCCUCGUCUUCAUCCACUGCCACGAACGCAGCCCCGCUCAAGUCGAACCUCAAAGAAAGACAAAGCAGCGAUUCCGAAGCAAAGAAAGGCGUCCGUUUUGCGGCCAGCCUCGAUAUCGCGCCUGAAAAGGAGGACAUGUCUGCUCCUGCGACCAGCAGCGAAAAGAAGGAUCUUGUCGAACCCCUCAGCGACAUUGUCGAGCGUAGCGGCCCAUCAAGACCUGCCAAACAGCCAACAGCCCAACCAGCGAAAAGAGCGUCGCGUUUCAAGAAAGCCAAAGACACCACCGACACAGCAAGCGCUGUUCCCAAGGGACCCCUGGAUAUUCGGCCAAAGUUUGUGGACGAUCCGCUGCCGCCGGUGCCGACUGGGCCAGAGGGCGUUACAAUAGCCGACACGCUGGUCGAGAGAGAGUCGACGUCUGCUGCCAUCGCCCCUGACGAGGUCAACGACCUGAUGACCCACCAGGAGGUUGCCGAUGAGUAUCAGCGGAUGCGCAAGAAGUUCAUCCAGCGAGAAGGUGGGUUCCUCAAGCCCGAUGAGUCUCCCAUCAAGCCCGUACGCAACGAGUUGGACGAGCAACCCACCAGUCGGUUCAGAGCCGCGCGGCUCUCGCGUCAGUAG
Molecule: messenger RNA, 1806 nt
Organism: Trichoderma reesei QM6a
Lineage: Eukaryota; Fungi; Ascomycota; Sordariomycetes; Hypocreales; Hypocreaceae
Exons: 1
Coding region: 1-1806 (601 amino acids)
Biological process (GO): negative regulation of phosphatase activity; negative regulation of transcription by RNA polymerase II
Molecular function (GO): phosphatase inhibitor activity; transcription corepressor activity; chromatin binding
Source: RefSeq, a predicted model, not a curated record